UUCGUUCUGAUUGCGGUGUUGGGCCAUUUCACUUCUCUGGGAGCUGGUUCCGACGAGAUGAUCUUCCGUUGCGCAGACUUGAAGAGUGCAUCUUGGCCCUGAUUGCACGGAACAUGAAUUGUUCGUGCACGAGCUUUGCCCUUUCGGGAAAUUCGGAAACUUGUGGAAAGUCCGGUCCACAGCAAACAAAUGGAGCGAAAUGGCGCCUGUGUGAAAUGUGACAUCUGUGUCAAAGUAGGUGGUCCCCCUGCCCGAUCGGUCAGGAAUGGAGAUGACGUCCGUUCGACACCAAAGGACGGACAGCCUUCACUCGAAGCCGGAGAGGAGGACGAGUAGACUACACGUCUGAAUCUCAACAUUUCGUAUCGAACAUUGCAAGCAUUUCACAAGGACAUGUCUGCUGACUUGCGGUCCGUCUCUCUAGAUUAGGCCGAGGCACAGUUCGGCCGCUUCACGCGUUUCGAUCGCCCGUGGGGUCCAGUGAAUCUAGCGAGGCUCCGGGCAUGAGGUUGCGUUAUUUCUGAAGAGAAAUCCGAGGCAAUGUGCGGACAUUUAUGUCAACGAAACUGGCUCGUUAAUUUUCAGAAGACAUAGAAUACUACUGUGCAACAAACUGAUAUUGUGUGAGAACAUGCACGUAUGAUCGCUUGAUGUCUUGAGCUCAUCGCUGAGAAUCACGAAGGCCAAGUGACACCCGAACAUGUUUCAGUUGCGAUCUGCGGAAUUGGUGCAGAGCCCCGGACAAAGAGAGAUGUGGGUACAAUGUGCAGAGCCCACCUGCUGUGCGAAUUACCUGUCGUCAAUUGUGGAUGCAUUUCUUGCUGAUUUCAGAGCGUCAAGUUUUUCAGUCUUGGUUCAUACAACGGGGUGACCGUCCAUCUUUUCUGGGAAAUCGAAAUGGCGGGUCGAUUGACUCCUCGUGGAACCGUGUACCAGAAGAACGCGCUACGUUCGAAAUCCAAGAACAUGCUAGGGCAGGGGCAGUUCUCCAUCUAUCUGCCCAGGAGGGUGGAUGCCGAGUAUUACGUCCGAAGUCCAGUCAAGGUGAAAGCGGAGAUGCUGCUGUCGCCCGAGCAUCUUGGUGGGCGCAGUCCUGGCUCCAUCCCCUGCCGAGCCCGGGCCGAGAAACUCACCAGAGAGAACGGCCUGAGCGUGGUCAAUGUUCCCAUAAAGAUUGAGGCCGAGCUGCUGCUGACUCCCGGCAUGGCCUUCAGCUACAAACCUGCUACUCCUCAGUCUCCCACUCCGCAGGACAUUCACGAAGGCUCAUUAUUGGAUUCAAGGCCACUACCAGUGGCAGAGAGUUGGGAGCUAUGGGGGAAGAAAAUGAAGGCCGCUCUUAGCAAGUACCGAACGGCGUAUGGAGUCAAAUCGGAGGACUUGUGGCAGACCAAACAGGUACUGGUGUCCGAGCUCCGGCUUGACAAUAAAUCUGACAAAACCAGGGAGCUGACUAAGCGAAUCAAUUCAUACGCCUCUCAGGUUUUCGAGCAGAACAAGAGGAUUCGUCUCCUGCAAGCUCGGUUGCGUGAAGAGGAGGGAGACCGAGCAGAGUCCAGUGAGAAGUUUUGUGUUGUAGAACAGCACUGCAGGUUGUUGGAGAAGAAGCUGAAAGCAGCAGAAUCCAGGGCCAUGGGAGCCGAGCACCAGGCUGAAGCCAUCAAGCUCAGGACCAAGGAUUUAGGAGUGGUUUGUGGUCAUCAGGGGGUUCAGCUGAAGGAGCUAGCCAGGCAGGUAGACUUCUUCGCCAAGAUUCUCGCAUCAGAAAAAGUGGCGGCCCUCGAUACGUACAAGGCAUUGGAACAGCAGCUGGUGAUGCAGAAGGUGUUCGAGAACGAACCCCUCUCAGCACGGACCGCCACCAGUGACUGCAGUGGCAGCACUGUUACUAGAACCAACAUGAAGUCAUUCAACACUCAUGGUCCGCUUGUGGAGAUGGGUCCUCAGCCCACGCCGAAUCGAAGAGCAGAGAAUCAGUACGCCUUGUAUCCAUGCAGUAGCAGCAGUAGGAGAAGUAGAGACAAUGGUUUUGCACCGAGAUCAGAGCCCAGAGGUAAUUCUGAAUGCUCUGAGUUAGAAGCCACCCCAAAGCACUCGUCGCACCUGGUAAAUCAGUCGAUGCACUUUGCUCCAAACUGGGAUGUGGAAUUCAACUCCUCCAUGAAACGAGCCGAGGAGCUUAUCAAGCAAUGUGCAGUUCAAGCUUCAAGACUCAAAGAUUUGAGCGCGGAAUUGGAUUGUGUAGGAACGAGGAAUAGAAGGGACAGAAAGGCCCAUCCGAGAUUAGUCUGCUUCGAAUCAAAGACAUACGAAGUUCAGCCCGAUCCCGCCGAACCAAACCCUUCUCCUGAGAAGCUCUCCUCUUCCAAACCCCGUCCCAAUUCAAACAUAAGUCAAGGCUAUUUUGAGGACCCCCACAUGAGCAAGCCUACGGUCGUAGCUGAUUCGAUGCACAUCUCUGUCGAGGAUUUUACCUCCAUCCAGCGUACUCUCACGCCCGAACCUAUGCAGUGUUCUGUUGACAAUCCAAUCCUCAAUAAAUUCAAGGUCAUCACGAACCCUCCCUUAGAGCCAGCGUGUAGAAAGGAGCUGAAAGACCAGAGUACCCAGACUCUUCCCUUGGCAGCCGAGUAUAAAAUGGAACGCGACAAUAAGAAGGAGCUUAUGAAACUAUCUAGACACCCGUGCUCCUCAAGCUCUCAUGGCCAGAAGAGUCGGCAUGCAGCAUUUCGCAAGGCAACCAUGCCCUUGCGGUUUGAAAUAAAAAUAUGGAGGAUCGCAGGCCAGACCUUAAUGCAAGCUUCGAUGUUGUGGUUGGGAAUCCGCCUUUUACCACAAAUGCAGCUCUUCCGUUUCUUUCCUCCGGCAACUUGACCUCCUCAUGGAGUUUUCUCUACAAUUGACUGGUUCCGAAGAAGGAAAAGGAAAGUUGAUGUGCCCUCAGCUCCGUCCUCUGCGUAUCCAGUCUGACUUCUGGCAUCGCAGAGCUUCGAGUUGUUCAGACGGCGAACGCUGCCCACAGGUUUGGAAGUAUUAACUCGAGCUUAUCAAACACAGAUUGCUCUUGCAAUCUACAGCUGAUUUAGAUGCUUUCUUCCGUACUUCGGUCCACUGGACCAUCCUCUGGGGUUUCGAAAGUUGAAUUCCACGCUGAACCCUGCGCUGUGUGAUAAUCAACGGAGUGUGGUUAAAUCGCCAUGGCUGCUCUCGAAUGAUUCUAGGAUCUCGAGCAUCUUCAUGAUGAAGGAUUCUUGAUUCAAGGAACUCCUCAAGUUUGCACCCUUUGACUAUGCAUCUGCAACAACGACUGCCAACAUCUACUUUCAGUCCAGAAGCUACUGGUUGUAAACUUUUACGGCGUCUUUAGCCUCCAGAGCUCUCACUAUGUAAAGGCCCAAAGUGGAAUCAUCACUUGCACCAGCAGCUGUCCUGUGAACGUGACCAAAUAGUCGCAAAUAUAAUUGACCGGUGGAUGCAGAGAAGGACCAGGGAACAAAUUACCUUCCAUGCUCUUCUACAGCGUAUAGGAAGUUCUGAGAACGAAACCUGCACUGUUCGAAGAACAUUGGUGGACGAAACUGUGUUCUUCUAGAGUUCUAACUAUUUACGAGGCUUCGAACCUGAAGAACUUGAUCAGUUGAGUCUGACAACUUGACAUGAAAUUUUAGCAAGGUGGCUGACCCAGGUGUACAUGCAUUAAGUGUACAUCACAAAUGCUAACCAAUGUCUAGAGACAUUGAUUCAAAUAAUCCGUGCUCAUUCACUAUAAUAAAGAGUCA
Molecule: messenger RNA, 3779 nt
Organism: Marchantia polymorpha subsp. ruderalis
Lineage: Eukaryota; Viridiplantae; Streptophyta; Marchantiopsida; Marchantiales; Marchantiaceae
Source: the annotation of a GenBank genome assembly